AUGAUAAGCCGUAAAAAACGAACGCAUAUCUAUCUAUCUAUCUAUCUAUCUAUCUAUCUAUCUAUCUAUCUAUCUAUCUAUCUAUCUAUCUAUCACAUUUCUUAUGUUCUCGGUCUAUCUGUCUAUAAAAAUUCCAUACGUCAUAAUCUGUCGUUGAAUAAGUGUUUCCAGAAAGUUCCACGACGAAAAGACGAGCCGGGGAAAGGUGGCUUCUGGAAGGUGAAUCCGGAGUACAUUGAUCAAAUCGAGAACGGAAUCUUGAAGAAGAGGAAGCACAACGACAACAAUGGCGGCGCUUAUACACCGGCGAAACGCAACCUGCCCGACAACGGUCGCCAUUCGGACGGCUCAAGUCCGCCGUCCGGCCCGGACUGGGAAGGCAACAAGGCUGCUGAGAUGCUGUCAAACGUGGUUCACCUCCCACAGAACGACGACAUUGCCAACGAACUUAACCUGAACUUCCUCUUCGACCAGGACAUCAUGGUGGGUGAUGUAAAAGUCAAGACGGAAACUAUCAUUGACGAAGAGGUGAAUUACGGAUCGCUAAUGGCACUCAGUCCACCACAGUCGGAUGGAUCUAAUUCGGAUGAUAUUAGCAUGGACAAUUUCUUCUGUAGUAAUAUAAUAAAUCGGCCGGAAGGUCCGACGACCAAUAACCCGCUGGAUUUGACCGUUAAGGGAACUGGUAUGAAACCUUGGUGGAACAAUACUGAUAUAUGUGGCAGCAGUCUUAAUUUGAGCGCCGAGACGAGGGAUCUUUUGAAUGCGACCAUGUUCGGAAUGGCUGAAGGCUCCGAUGGGCUCAAUACUCCGGAGUCGAACUCGCCUAUACCAGAAAGUCAGCAUCCUUGGGCCGAAAAGCCAUUAUGUCAAUAUCUAUCUAUCUAUCUAUCUAUCUAUCUAUCUAUCUAUCUAUCUAUCUAUCUAUCUAUCUAUCUGUCUGUCUGCUUCAGACCGGUCAUAUCUAUCUCCGAAGCGGAGCAGAAAUGGACACUCGCGUGUUUAUCUAUCUAUCUAUCUAUCUAUCUAUCUAUCUAUCUAUCUAUCUAUCUAUCUCACAUACUCUUUUUAGUUUUCCAUAUCUUUCCCAUUAUUUCCUCUUUUGUUUCACUCAUCCUUCUUGUAUUCUCUCUCUCACUACCUCUCACUCCUACCCCCUCUCAGCACCUCUCUCUCAUCUCUCCAUCUCUCUCAUAUCUUCCGCUCUGUCUCUCUCUCCUUCUCUCCCUCUGUCUUCACCAUGUUUUCAUCCUCCUCUUUUUGUACCGGUUCUUAUUUAUUCGUUUUUCAUUCGCCUUUUUUAUUUCUUCUUUUUCAUUUACUUCUAUUAUUCUUUUCUUUUUUUUGCUUUCUUCAGUUCACCUUCUACUCUCUAUGCUCCCGUCUCAUAAUCUUCCUUUUUCCAGGGUCCACGGAGCACUUCCUGCCUAUAAUUCCAGUCUCCCUGAGUGA
Acanthosepion pharaonis is the source of this 1452-nucleotide messenger RNA. The record is from the annotation of a GenBank genome assembly. Lineage: Eukaryota; Metazoa; Mollusca; Cephalopoda; Sepiida; Sepiidae.